GGGACCGAGAUCCCGAUGCAGAUCCGCGAGGGCCCGCGGCGGCAGGCGCAGUCGGCCGCGGGGGCGAUGCGGUCGCCGAUGUCCGCGAUGAUGCUCGCCAUGUUCGCCACCAUGGCUUCCUUCUACGUCGCCGGCCGAUUGUGGCAGGACGCCCAGAAUCGGGUUUACCUGAUAAAAGAGCUUGACAGGCGAACAGGCCAGGGGCGAUCAGCAAUAUCAGUGGACGAUACUUUGAAGGUUGUUGCUUGCAGGCAGCAAGGCAAGCGGUUGGCAUCAUUAGAGAUGGAGCUGGCUGCAGCAAAGCAUGAUGGAUUUGUUGGAAAAUAUACAUCUGAGACAAAUGGCACUCAUUCUAAGAAGAAGCCUCUGAUUGUUAUUGGAAUAAUGACAAGUUUUGGUAGAAAAAACUACCGUGAUGCUGUCAGGAAAUCAUGGCUUCCGACAGGCUCGAUGCUGAAGAAACUAGAAGAUGAGAAAGGCAUUAUAGUACGUUUCAUAGUUGGAAGAAGUGCAAAUCGAGGAGAUAGUUUUGACAGGGAAAUUGAUGAUGAGAAUAGAAGUACAAAUGAUUUUCUGAUCUUGGAUGAUCAUAUAGAAUCUGAUGAAGAGCUUCCUAAGAAGACAAAAAGUUACUUUGCUAAUGCUGCAGAGACAUUUGAUGCUGAAUUUUAUGCUAAGGUCAAUGAUGAUAUAUACAUAAAUGUUGACACUUUGAGUGCAAUGCUUGAAACUCACUGGGACAAACCUCGUGUCUACAUAGGCUGUAUGAAAUCUGGAGAGGUCUUUUCUGAAGCGACCCAUAAAUGGUAUGAACCAGACUGGUGGAAAUUCGGUGACGGGAAAUCAUACUUUCGCCAUGCUUCUGGUGAAAUGUUUGUCAUAUCAAGGGCCGUAGCUCAGUUCAUUUCUAUAAACAGGUCUGUUCUCCGGACAUAUGCGCACGAUGAUGUUAGUGUAGGAUCAUGGAUGAUUGGGCUAGCUGUAAAGCAUGUAAAUGAAGCAAAGCUAUGCUGUUCAUCAUGGCCCUCAGGAGCAAUGUGUUCAGCUCUUUGAUAAGCAGUGCUUCCCAGAGGAAGAGUUUUGUGAAGAGCGUGUUAGGCUCAAGAUUACACUGAAUGAUGAUACAACAAAACUAUAGAGAAUUGAGAUGAAAUCGGCACUGUAUAGAUUUUGUUUUCUUUUGCCAAUUCUUUGGUGUGGCAUUCUUGAGUCAGCAGUGUCAGUUGGUAGCAAAUGUGAUACAGUAGUAUCUUUAUUGCGAAGGAGAAGUGUUGUACUACCUUUUUCUGUCGCGAGAGCACACUGCGUCUCAUGAGUUCUAACUAAAAUCCAUAUGCAGAUUGUACUCUGGUUUGCUUGUCGUUGGUAGAUCGAUCUCCACCCUUAGCAUUCCUUGCUGACAGACAUUAUGAUGUUGGAGAGACAGAAAUCAAUAGCAAUUCAGGAAAGUAUUAUGGUCCA
This is a messenger RNA of Lolium rigidum, 1461 nucleotides long. Its product is annotated as hydroxyproline O-galactosyltransferase HPGT1. Gene Ontology annotation, cellular component: Golgi membrane. The record is from RefSeq and is a predicted model, not a curated record. The transcript is spliced from 12 exons. Gene Ontology annotation, molecular function: hexosyltransferase activity. Bases 16 to 1053 code for a protein of 345 amino acids. Lineage: Eukaryota; Viridiplantae; Streptophyta; Magnoliopsida; Poales; Poaceae.